This is a messenger RNA of Cuscuta campestris, 2690 nucleotides long. The record is from the annotation of a GenBank genome assembly. NCBI's taxonomy places the organism in Eukaryota, Viridiplantae, Streptophyta, Magnoliopsida, Solanales, Convolvulaceae.
ACUGAAGAUUGAUAUACGAGCUCUAUCCUGUUGAUUUUGGGACUUGAAUGAGAAAGUGAGGUUCUUACAUUGGGUUUCAAUUCCAAACGAAGAAUCUUCACUUUUGGGCAAACAUUGAGAUUCGGACCACUGUUCACUUUGCGGUUCUGAAACUCGACUUUCCUCAGGUCUGCUCCACCUUUCUUGGACUCUUGGGCAUAUUUUAAAGGUGUUCCACUCCAUCUUGUUGGCUUCCUGAAUUUGUUUUACGUGGAUUGAACUCUCUGAACAUUGGCUUUUUCCCAUUGUGCUGCUGUUUUUGGUCUUUUCCUGAACUGGUUUUUUUGUGUUAGCUUCUGGUCUGUUUUGGUUGCGUGGUGCUAGUGCUUUUGUCUGUUGUUAUGGGGAACAAAGGUAAGAGGAACACUAAAAAAAAGAACCAACAAAACAGCACCAACUUUGUCUUUGAUGGAACGCCAAUUAGUGAUGGGAAAAAUUGCAAGUCUCCUGCCAUUGCUUCUGUUGAUGGUUCAGGCAGUGGUAAACAACUUCUUUCUUGUCUACCCACUGUCAGUUACGUUAGACAUGCUGGUGAUGGGUUAACUCCUGGUAAUGAACCUACUGCCAAUGAGGAACACAUUGAUAGUGAACAAACUGCUGAUUCUUCCUUAACUGCUGUUAGCGUUACUUUGCCCUCCUUUGACACUUUGGACACUGAGGACAGGUCCUUAUCUGCUGGACGGGGACCUAAAACAGUGGCAUCAAAGAAAGGGAAGGCUCAACGUAAUGCUACUCAGGCUGAGAACUCUGAGUGUUCAUCUUCCAUGCAUCCGGUAAUGCCCAGACCCCCACCAAAGAGUGAACCACACCCAAAUACCAACGUGCCCCUGUCAACCCAACCAACAUCCUCUUCUGCGUUUAGAGAGAACCGAAGCCCAGCUGAGGGUAUUCCCUUAAACAAAGUGGAUGUGGGCGAAAUGGUUGUCAUCCCAUAUGAGGGAUAUACUUCAUUAGAGGAUGAUUGGGGCUUUUGCUUGGUGGGCUGUUUCACUGGCCGGUUCCCGGGUAUCAAAGCUAUUGAAGGACUCAUUUCUUCAUGGCAUGUACAGUGCAAACUCCUUCCCCACGAAAGAGGGUGGGUAAUCUUCCAGUUUCUUUGUGAUGAAGACCGAAUGAUGGUUCUCCAUAAUGGGCCUUACAUGCUCUUUGGUAAGACCCUUUUACUUCGCAUUCUUCCGGAGGGAUUUCGCUUUAAUUUUGAUGCUUUUAUGACGGUUGACAUUUGGGUCAAGUUUAUUGAUGUACCUUUGCAAUGCUGGAAUAAAGUUGCUUUUGAUUGCUUGGGGUCUAGGGUGGGAACCCCCUUGUGCACUGACCAAGGAACAAAGAGAAGGGGGAGGGUGAGUUUUUGUAGAAUGUUGAUCAAACUUGACAUGUCGAAAGAACUCCCCUUGUCCUUUGAGGUUUGUCUUCCUGAUGGGGACAAGUAUAUCCAAAAAGUUGUGUAUGAAGGCCUCCCAAAAUAUUGCUACCAUUGCACAAAGUUUGGACACAACCAAUUGGAUUGUAGGGUUCUCCGUGCCCUACACCUCAAGAAAAAUGGAGAAUUUGUUGGCAAAGCUACUAAGGACACUAAAAGCAAGGCUAGGCCGACUAAUGAGGGGGUUAAAACCACAACUUCUCGUGGCCAAAACCCCAAAAGAGCUAGGAGAAGGAGGGCUAGGAAGCACAACACUGGUGAAGGCAGUGAGGCCAUUCACAGCGUUGCUGCCAUGCCUAAACCAGUAGCCCGGGCCCUUCCUUCGACUCAGGCAGCCAAGACAGAUGUGGUGGAAAAGAUGGGCAAUGAGGGAGUCCAAACUGAACCCACUGCCACCUUGUUGGCAGCAGGUACUGACCAGGUUCCUGAAGCUAAACGGAAGAAGAAAAAGAAAACUUCGAAAGGUGAACAGCCUAUUGUUGAAGGUACUCUUAAGGGGGCUGAUCCUCCUGGUGACCAGUGUACCCAACUGUCCUCUUCUGUUGAGGCCAUACUUGAUGUGGGUGGUGACUCUGCUUCUACCUCCACGGUGCCGAAGGACCAUGAUGAUUCUACCUCAAGCAAACCUUCAUUGGAUAACGCUGUGGGUAAAAACCGUGCUAAGUCUUCCACCAAAACCACAAAAAAACCGCAGUCAGACGCUAAAGAGACUGUGGACAAGGCUAACCCUUCAUGCCAUGAACUCAAGCACAAAGGGGACCCGGCACCUCCAAAAACCGGGGAUAAGGCUGGUGAUGUUGUAGUUGAUGAAUGUCCCUCAACGGAGAAUGAUAACAGCUCCUCAUUCACCUCAACCAAGACAUUGUGGCAAGCUAAACAAGAGCAAGAGCGGGAAGAGUGGUAUGAUCGUCUUCUUAAAGCAGCCAUGCUUAGAGUGGACCGAAAUGAUCCCAAACGCCCAAAGCUCGCUCCAGAUAAGCUGAGACAACUGAUUGUGAGCAACCCAAGUGAGAUACGAGAUGCUUAUGGCGAAUCCGUGGACUUGGACGUGCUCUACAGACUGAGGCGUGCAGCUGAACGGCGAAAGUAGUUUACUUCUGUAUUGCUCUUCCUUUCUUGUAUGGCACGACAUGCCUUUGAUUUAUCGGGGUAUGUCCCGAUGCAUUGUAUGAAUAUUCUGUAUAUGUGUACUUUGUAUUGACUCUUGGAUUAAUAAUUUACAUGUUAUCCU